Messenger RNA from Conger conger (European conger), 4034 nucleotides. RefSeq names its product rho guanine nucleotide exchange factor 26-like. The transcript is spliced from 16 exons. Bases 398 to 3199 code for a protein of 933 amino acids. NCBI's taxonomy places the organism in Eukaryota, Metazoa, Chordata, Actinopteri, Anguilliformes, Congridae. Gene Ontology annotation, molecular function: guanyl-nucleotide exchange factor activity; protein binding. The record is from RefSeq and is a predicted model, not a curated record. Gene Ontology annotation, biological process: activation of GTPase activity.
AUGUGUAUGACGUAAUUUGAACUUCGGUAAGCUUGGGCUUCAGGUUUUGCGUUCCACACUCUGUUCAGCUGAAGUGCCCUCAGUCCGCAGGGUGCACAGAGAGCGCGGGGAAAGCAGAUUGUGAGACGAAGACAGUAAAACAAAGACAGUAAAACAGUGGGACUACAAAAAGGGAAAUAUAUACAUUAUUGAUGAGUUUCGAUAUUUCACCUUUCGAUUGAGGAAAAAAGCUCAUUCAAAUACAGGAUAAUGAGGAAUUUCAACUGCUAAACAAGGAGAAACAGAGAAACCAGCAGUUCAACCUGGAUCCAUCGGCUCUUUCUAUGCGAUUCCAAUGUUUGCGCAUUGAGCAGCUUGGAUCGGACGUGGCUUUGCUGUGAGCGUCAGUGGAUGUGCUAUGGAAGGUGGAAAUGAGGUGGAUCUGUCUAAUAUCAACAUAACUCCGCGCUGGAAGAAAAGGCCAGUUAAUGGAGCCGUCUCCGGCAAGCCCAAUCCAAGGCCUUUCAGCAGUCAGAUGGAGGGUGUUUUAAUGGAGAAUAAGGAUGCCUUCACCUUGACCCAGCCUGCCGAAAAGAUUGUGGCCUCGCCAGGCAGAACAGUUGUUUUGAAGCAUGUUCUGAACAAGCCCACCCGCAAGUCAAGGGUCGUAAGGAGUAUCAGCAUUGGACAUUUGUCCAAUGGUCGGUUUUCUCUGUCCAAGUUCAAGUCGGAGGGUGAUAAGCCAAGUACUGACAACCAGGCGCACCAUGACGUGGACAGUAUCCAAACUGGGAACGGGGUGGCACACUGGCAGGACAAACGGCAACCCUGCGACCGCCAUAGGGAUGUCCAGAAGCGGCUGUCUAGCCCAACGACCCUGACCUCUCAAAAAGAUCAGAUUGUUUUUGGCUCGUCUUCUUCAGACUCGCCCCUUUGGAAAACGAACUCUCCCACUAACAGCUACAGCCACCUGUCUGUCCCAAACCAGGCCCCUGAGACACAAAGCCAUUCCCCUCUGCUUCACCCACCCUCACCUCGAAUCCCCUCAGACCCCCCCUCGCCCCGAACCCCAAACCACCCACCCUCUCCCCGCAUGCCAGCUCACCCUCCGUCGCCCCUCACCCCAUCCCACCCCCUUUCACCCCACACUCCCUCUCACCCCCCCUCACCUGUCACACCCUCACGCACCCCCUCGCCCCAAACCCCAAACCACCCACCCUCUCCCCGAUCGUCCCAGGGACCUGAAAAUAAGCCCCAUCCCUCCGUGGUCCUGAGCACCAACAGCCAGGUGGCCCAGAAGAUGGGCACCCAGCAGCUCAUACCCCGAGGCCUGGCCUCCGACAUCCGGGUCAGCAAGACCGCCCAUGGGACCCAGGGUAACGCGGGCCUGCUAGAGCCUGCCAAGCGGGCACUGCGGGCCAUCAGCAUGGUGGAGACAGGCUCCUACUUCUCCACGGGAUGGGCUGAGGCUGAGGUGGAUGCAGACGGGGGUGGAGACAGCCCGGGGAUGCUGAGGAGGGGUCUGAGGUCCACCUCCUACCGCCGGGCAGUGGUCAGCGGGGUGGAAAUGGAAGUCCCCACAACCGACCCCAAGGGUCAUCGACUGUCCCAGCCAGUGCUCAGAGCGGUACCUGUGGUCAAGGAGCAGCCAUCUAGCCCAGGAAAGGGAAAGAGUAAUGAGAAGAAGAAAGGACUAAGGCCCCAGAGAACUUUCGACAGUGAAGAGGAUGAGGUUCUGUACCAGAAUUAUAAGGAGAAGGCCCUGCACAAUGACUCCGAUGAGGACGCAGAGUCCAGGGAGCCCAAGCCUGACGAUCGCAUUGUGGUUCAGUACAGACCCCUACGGACCUCCUGGAGUCAACUCAGUGUGGUUAAAAAGAGUGGAAUUUGCCAGACCUUGAGCCCUGAAGAGCGCAAAAGGCAAGAGGCGAUCUUUGAGGUCAUCUCCUCUGAGCACUCCUACCUUCACAGCCUGGAGAUCCUUGUCCGGAUGUUCAAGAACUCUACGGAACUGAGUGACACCAUGACCAAAACUGAGAGCCACCACCUCUUCUCCAACAUCGCUGACGUGUGUGAGGCUAGCAAAAAGUUCUUCAGUGACCUGGAGGAGAAGCACCAGCAUAACUUCUACAUCGAUGACAUCAGCGACAUCGUGGCCAAGCACGCCCAGUCAAACUUUGACCCCUAUGUGACCUACUGCUCCAAUGAGGUGUACCAACAGCGGACCCUGCAGAGGCUUGUCACCAGGAACCCGUCCUUCAAAGAGGUUCUGACCCGGAUUGAGAGCCACCAGGACUGCCGUAACCUGCCCAUGAUCUCGUUCCUGAUCCUGCCCAUGCAGAGGGUGACCCGCCUCCCGCUGCUGAUGGACACAAUCUGUCAGAAGACCCCCAAAGACUCUGCCCACUACGAUGCCUGCAAGAAGGCCCUUCAGUCUGUGAGCAAGGUUGUGCGUCACUGUAAUGAAGGAGCCCGCAGAAUGGAGAGGACUGAGAUGAUGUACACCAUCAACUCUCAGUUGGAGUUCAAAAUCAAGCCCUUCCCCCUGGUCUCCUCGUCCCGCUGGAUGGUGAAAAGAGGCGAGCUGACUGCAUUCGUGGAGGAGAAUGGCAUCUUCCUGAAGCGCACCUCGCGACAGCAGGUCUACUUCUUCCUCUUCAACGAUGUACUCAUCGUCACCAGGAAGAAGAGUGAGGACAGCUACACCGUGAUCGACUACGCCCUGCGGGAUCAGAUCUGGGUGGGGCACUGCCAGGCGGAAGACCUCAACCUCUCUCCGGUCCGGACCACAGCCGGAAUGCUGACCUCACGGCAGAGUGCGGCCAGUCACCUGUUCCGCCUCAAGUUCCGCAGCAACCACUCUGGGGAGAAGGUGCCCAUGGUCCUGGGGGCGGAGCUACUGAACGAGCGGGCCCGCUGGAUCAGCGCCCUGGGGCAGAGCAGCAGUGACAGGAAGGACGCGGACAGAGCCAAUGUGAUGCAGGUGGAGAUCAUAAGGACGUACACAGCCAAACAGCCAGACGAGUUGAGUCUUCAGGUAGCGGAUGUGGUGCUGGUGUCACAGGCUGUAGAGGACGGCUGGUACGAGGGUGACCGUCUGCGCGAUGGCGAGAGGGGGUGGUUCUUAGCCGAGUGUGCCCAGAAGAUAACCUGCCCGGCCACCAUCCAGAAGAACAUGCAGAGAAUGGACCGUCUCCAGGAGCUGGAAACCAAUGUGUGAGCAGGACCCACCCACACCACGCCCACCACUUGCUUUAAGCCCCUCCUCCUGCCACUGAAGGACUGCAGACAGCCCCUCCUAUCGCAUCUCAGUGACACACCUGCAGGGCUCCUCACUGUCUGUAUGAUACAGUGUACAGCUUAGAAAGGACGGACUCAAUCUGAUAACUACUUGUCCCUUAGAUAACAAGUGCUAAGCUUUUGAAAGGGACAGAUGGAAAUGAACUGGGUAUAUAACGGAUAGGAUUUGUUGUACAAAUGAACUGUAAUGUGAAUUAGGUUUUUUUUUUUUUUUUUUUUCGAUAUUGUGUAAGGUCUUGAUUUCUGAAUCCAAACUGGCCAUAACUCUUCAAGCCAAACAGAUCACGAAUGUUUGGUUUUGAAACUAGUCUUAGUAUGAGGGUGAAAAGGCUUUGUAAUGACUGAAAAUGGCCAAAGAGUCUCAAUUUGUAUACUUGUGAAUGUUCAAGAUCGAUUGAUUUAGCUCUAACAGUUUUAGUGAAUGAAAAUCAAAACUGGAAGACAAGGGUUUAAUACGACCUAAUUUAAUAUCAUGGGGCCACCAUACUCAAUGUACCCUGUCAAAAUCAAACUGGGUAAAAUAGUAGGAUGGAUAUUGUCAUUGGAGCUAGUCUAAUUUGCACUCAGGGAAAAUGUAUACAAUGACUGUAAAUCACAAAAAAAUGUAAAUGUAUUGUAAAUGUAUCAGAACCUAUUUUUAAACAUUUAAUCCUUUCUGAUCAACAGAUUUAUAUUGCAGACACAUGAAAUUGCUUACCUUAAAUAUAAACAUUUUUAUCCAUAAUACUGGUUAAUAAAGCGAAUGGCUGACUUCA